This is a messenger RNA of Bolinopsis microptera, 1711 nucleotides long. RefSeq names its product E3 ubiquitin-protein ligase TRIM45-like. The transcript has 9 exons. Gene Ontology annotation, molecular function: zinc ion binding. NCBI's taxonomy places the organism in Eukaryota, Metazoa, Ctenophora, Tentaculata, Lobata, Bolinopsidae. The record is from RefSeq and is a predicted model, not a curated record. The coding region runs from base 5 to 1204 and encodes 399 amino acids.
AAAGAUGGACAAAGACGAUGUGAAUGACCCCAAUCCCGAUCGACCAUCUCCAAUCAGUAUGAUAGCAGAAGCAAGUGCUCCAGUUCCCUCACGUCUCUCAAUCGUCCCAAGCAGAGUUAACGGGUCAGUCCUUCAGGACUGUUCCAGCGAGGUUCACUGUUCAUCGUGUAAAGAACGCUUCAAUCAGAUCGCCAAACUACCCAGGUUGUUGCCGUGUUUUCACACUGUUUGCGAGGGAUGCUUACAUUUAGAGGGGAUACUUGCCCACGCCUGCCCGAUAUGUAAAGAGAAAUACAGCCUGGGUACUGACGGAAUAUCAAGCUUGAAAGUAAACUACUAUGUUACUAAGAUGGUUCAGAUUUUCAAUCUGUUAGAAUCAGAGCAGACUGAACGGCUGAAAUGUAUGGGAUGCAAUAGAGCUGCCCAUUUCAGGUGCAUGAAAUGCAGUGAGAACUAUUGCUCCAGUCACGCCGAGUUCCACCACAAAUCCCGCGCCACCCACGACCACAACAUAAUCGCGGUGAAGGAUGUCGCCAACAACAUACACUCUCUGUCGGCCGUCCGGGAGCAGGAGUACUGCGCGGUUCAUACUACUAGAUCCCUCGAACUCUACUGCUUGGAAUGUGACAAAGCCCUGUGCUCGCUGUGCUGUAUCACCCAGCACAGGACACACUCCACGUGCAGUGUAGCCAAUGCUGCACAGAGAGCGAAGAGGGAGUUGCUGUCUCUGGGUCCCAAGGCUGGAGAGAAGAUGAGUGUCGAGAAACAGAAAGUUAUUGCUCUGAAAAAGAUGGCCAAUGAAGUGCAAAUAGAUCACGAAACGGCGAAGAGAACUUUGAAAGAGUUCAGCCAGAGGAUGAUACAAAAUAUUAAGACUAGAGAAGACGAGCUGUUGUCUCAUCUGAGCACAAAAAGGUCAGCCCUCAACAGGACUAUCAACGGAAAGAUAGAGCAAACAGAAGAUAAGCUGAAAAUGGUGAAACAAACUAAAGAAUUUGCAGAGAAGAUACAGAAGAACUGGAGUGAAGUGGAAAUACUCAAUGUUAGGAAACAGAUAGUUGACAGACUACAAGAGUUCAGCGACUCCCGUACAGAAUCAGUGGACAACAUCUACAUAUCCCCGAUCAGAUUUGCUCCAAGCGGUGAAGAUGCUCUUAUACAAAGCAUUUGGAGCUUCAAAAACAGGCACCUUCUUAAAGUAUGAUGGGCGUCAGGGCCAAGGAAAGAUUAACGAAGAAUUGAAGUUUAAGACCGGAUGGGAAAUUCACAUUCUCCAAGAUAAAUAGAGGUUGAAAUGAUACCUAGCUGAAAUCAGGACCAUUCACUGACUUUACCCUAGAAAUACAAAGGCUCUGAAACAGUUUUAAAGUUUGCUGACAGGAUACUUCUAUUGAGUACAUGUUUUAUAGAUUGUUGAGUUUAAAUUGCAGCUACAUUACUUACUUAUUCAUAUUGGAGCCUUGAAGGCAAAGCCAGCUGUGCAUUCGAGGCAGCAGUUGUGUCCGGCUUUUACUAACAUUUUACAACAAAACUGAUCGGAAUAUAGCGUAUUGUUGAUUGUAUGACGUAAAAUGCAGUUCAAAUCGCGCCGAAGAAUAGUUGUGUGAAUCAUUGUAAAUUGUACAUAGCUGUAGUGUCAGCAUAGGUUUACAGUAUAAUAUUAGAGCUUUCAUUUAACCCUGUAGCGAUAAAGUUAUCUUUCGAUUGAUAA